This is a messenger RNA of Solanum dulcamara, 1804 nucleotides long. RefSeq names its product 1-aminocyclopropane-1-carboxylate synthase-like. Gene Ontology annotation, molecular function: transaminase activity; pyridoxal phosphate binding. The transcript is spliced from 4 exons. Gene Ontology annotation, biological process: amino acid metabolic process; biosynthetic process. The record is from RefSeq and is a predicted model, not a curated record. NCBI's taxonomy places the organism in Eukaryota, Viridiplantae, Streptophyta, Magnoliopsida, Solanales, Solanaceae. Bases 127 to 1584 code for a protein of 485 amino acids.
CAUUCAACAAACUACUUAACAUUCAAAGUCUCAAAAGAGCUUCUUUUUAACAAAAUUAGCAAAUACCCAUUUCAUUUUUUUGAGAAUCUUUGAUUCUUUUAGAAGUUUUUUCCCCUCAAAAUUAAGAUGGUGUCUAUUUCAAGCAAUAACCAAAAGCAACAACUUCUUUCAAAGAUAGCCACAAAUGAUGGACAUGGAGAAAACUCAGCUUAUUUUGAUGGUUGGAAGGCUUAUGCAAAUGACCCUUUUCAUUUAACUGACAAUCCUAAUGGUGUUAUUCAGAUGGGUCUUGCUGAAAAUCAGCUUUGCUUUGAUUUAAUCCAAGAAUGGGUAGUGAAUAACCCAAAGGCAUCCAUUUGCACUGCUGAAGGAGCUGAAAAUUUCCAGGAUAUUGCUAUUUUUCAAGAUUAUCAUGGCUUGCCAGAGUUUAGACAAGCAGUUGCAAGGUUUAUGGAGAAAGUGAGAGGAGACAGAGUUACAUUUGAUCCAGACAGAAUAGUAAUGAGUGGAGGAGCAACUGGAGCUCAUGAAAUGCUUGCUUUUUGCUUGGCUGAUCCUGGUGAUGCCUUUUUGGUUCCUACACCAUAUUAUCCUGGAUUUGAUAGAGAUUUGAGGUGGAGAACUGGCGUGCAACUAUUUCCAGUUAUUUGUGAAAGUGGUAAUGAUUUCAAAGUCACUAUAAAAGCCUUAGAAGAAGCAUAUGAAAAAGCUCAAAAAUCCAACAUCAAAAUAAAAGGCUUACUUAUAAACAAUCCUUCAAAUCCAUUAGGCACUCUUCUUGACAAGGACACACUCCGAGACAUUGUAACAUUCAUCAAUUCGAAAAACAUCCACUUAGUAUGCGAUGAAAUCUAUGCUGCCACGGUCUUUGAUCAGCCUAGAUUCAUCAGUGUUUCCGAAAUAGUAGAGGAAAUGAUUGAAUGCAACCAAGAUUUGAUCCACAUUGUCUAUAGCUUGUCCAAAGAUUUAGGAUUUCCAGGGUUCAGAGUUGGGGUUGUUUACUCGUACAACGAUACAGUAGUGAACAUUGCUAGAAAAAUGUCGAGCUUCGGGUUAGUCUCAACACAGACACAACAUUUGCUUGCAUCAAUGUUGUCUGAUGAAGUAUUUAUUGAGAAAUUCAUUGCUGAGAGUUCGGAAAGGCUCGGAGAAAGGCAGGGGAUGUUCACAAAAGGACUAGCACAAGUUGGAAUCAGCACAUUGAAAAGCAAUGCUGGUUUGUUUUUCUGGAUGGAUUUAAGGAGACUUCUUAAAGAAGCAUCAUUUGAUGGUGAAUUAGAAUUGUGGAGAAUUAUUAUUAAUGAAGUGAAACUUAAUGUUUCACCAGGUUGUUCUUUUCAUUGUUCUGAACCUGGUUGGUUUAGAGUUUGUUUUGCAAAUAUGGAUGAUGAAACUAUGAGUGCAGCAUUAAGAAGGAUAAAGACAUUUGUGCUUCAGACAAAGGGGCUUAACAACAAAGCUGCUCUUAAGAAACAGUGCAGCAGGAGCAAACUUCAGAUCAGCUUAUCGUUUCGACGAUUGGAUCAUGAUUUCAUGAACUCACCAGCUCACUCUCCAAUGAAUUCGCCUUUGGUCAGGACUUAAAGAAGGGGAAAACUGGCUUAGCUUUGUUUUUACUGUUUGUCUAAUAAGGAGGAAAAUAAUUCCUUUGUUAUAGUGAUGAGAGAUAAUUUGAUAUAUAUAUAUAUAUAUAUAGUGAUGAGUGAUAGUACUAAGUAUUUGAUUUCACAGUUAAUUCCAUUAUGUGCAACUGAUGAAAGAAAAUAAAAGAUAUAAGGUGUAGAGAGUGUUUUGAUUUUUAUUA